CACAAACUCGCUGUAUAUUCUUUUUCCUGAGCACCUAAAUUUAGAGCAAGGUGGCUGAACGCAUAGUGGAAGAGCUGAAGCUCUGAAAGAGUUAAACGGUUUUCCCAUGUACGGAGCAGCUGGCAGGGGGUUAGUUAGGUUGCUGCUGCCCAGAGCUUGUGGACGCGGCGACGGCGGCAUACAGCAGCGAAACAAACCCGUGGAACUUAACAGCAUAGCUGCUACUACUAUACGGCACAUCAGAAUGUCGGAGCGAAUGAGCAUCUCUGGAUUUGACAGCGCUCAGUGCUACUACCACUGAGGGUGUGUGUGAGAGGGCUGCUUUCCUGCGUGUGUGGAUAUUGUCUUCAUGGACGGACAACGGGGCUUUUACGAGAUGGAGAACCCGACAGAGAACCCCAGUAAGGCGACGGAGUAUCUAAAGGAGCUUAACAAGAUCAUCGAAACCCAGCAGGGGCUGCUGGAAAAGCAGAGAGUCCGAAUUGAAGAGCUGGAACUCCAGGUGACGGAUCUUUGUAAGGAAAACGCCUGUCUGCAAGAUCAGCACCAGCGGCACCUGGCCACCUGCAGACUCCAGCAGGGGAACUACUCCGCCCUGGGAGCCAUCGAGGAGAAUGUCAUGCAGGAAAAGCGACAUGCCUCAUUGCCCGUAGAAGUCUCAGAGAUCCCUCUAAACCUAAUUGCCCCUCCAUGUAGAAGAAGUUACCCCUGUCGCAAAUGGAAGUCUGCAUCUUUUGGGUAAAUCGAAGGGUUCUUUUUAUUGAAGUCACCUUUUCUUCAUCAGACCACAAUUUCCAAAGCCCAUUUUUUGAUAGAAUAUCUCAUUACACCAGUUUCUGUCCUGGUGCUACUUUACAGUAUCACUCUGUUUAUCAGCCUGUUAAAACAUCUAAUCUCUGAUCUCGCCAUUCCCCAUGCUGCUGUUGAGUGGUUCUUUGUUUGUCAGUUUUUUCCUUUUGCUCACAAAGACUUCCAUUGCCCUCUGUGCUUAGGCUGGUAGGUGGCCUCCUCAUCCUUCAAAUCCAAUCUGAUAGAAAAUGAACAUCCCAACCUGUUACCACCACAGAAUGGAAUUAGAAGCACAGUAGGGGAUCCAGCUACUUUCUGGAAUAGAGCCGGAAGAAUAGACCCCUGUGAUGUCAUAUUUUUCCCUUCAAUCCCUCCAUUAUUCAUUGUUGCUUCUCAAGUAAACGAGUGACAAGCUUUGAUGCACUGUAGGUUAUUUUGGGCAGCAUGUAUACAAUACAGAGUAAUGCCCUCCCUGGCUAUCCAUUGCAGUCCUCCUCUCUCUGGAUAUAAGACACCACCCAGGUUGAUGCAUUAGUGCAAACUACAGUUAGAGUCCUCUUGGAGUCACAAGGAGGCAGCCCUUUCAUUCUUGAGGGAGAAUUUCAACACCUCUGAUGGGAACUCAUGAGUAUUCCCACACCCGCUUUACAUCUCUAGCCCCUCUCCAGGAGUUUGCUUCCACUGUCAGUGCCGUAAGUGGGGGUGAGUCCAACUACUGUUUAUUUGGUUGAUACUGCUCCACCUCCUGCACUAACUCUGGCUCCUUCCCUGCUAGAGAGGUGACAUUCCCUGUUCCUAGAAUAGAUGGCACACCCAGGUCUCUGCCCUUGACUGCCACCUGGCUUGCAUCUCAACCAACCCUGAUUCAUUUUCCUGCGGGUGGGGGACACACCUGCAAACUACUCUCCCAGGUCUGGCUUCAAAAUGAGGCCUCAGUUUCCCUGGUCCAGGCAAGGUGACUUGUUCCCUCCAAAAAAAGCAUUCGUCGGGGUGGUAUGAAUUGCUUUUGGUUUAGUCCUCUCCUGGGGCCAGUUUACCUUGGGAAACUGUUGAAUGUGUUUAUUUUAAUCUUUGAAGCUGUAUAUGUUUGGUUCUGUAAACAUGUCUGGAAUGGUUAACUCUAUUCUACUGUUAGUGGAUGUGCUGUUUAGACUCACUGAUGUACAGGUGUGCUCCUCCUCAGUAAUGUUUGCCAAAGUGGUCCUUGGAUAAACUAGGCUCUCAGUAUAUUGCCAGGCUUGAAAAACACACACACACAAACAACAACAACAACAACAAAACUCAUAACUCUGCAGAAAUUCCAGCCACAUUUAGAAAGACAAUAUGUUAAUUUUUUUACAUUAUCUUCUUUUCUAUCUGAUCUUGUGUUCUUUUUUGGAUCUUUUUGGUUUUUAAUAAUCCAAAAACUGCAGGCUUUCAAACCAUACUAUUAUAUGAUGUCUUCAGCCUUCAUAUUUGUUGAUAUGGUCUGCGCUCAGUGAUGCGAGGUCCAGAUUACCUCCAGUUUGUGCUUCAUUGAAUGGUGUGAAUGCUGUGAAUCAAACUGAUUGGGUUAUCCACCUCUGUGGGGGGUUUCAUCCAUGUUCACCCUUUUUAUGAUGCACACUGGUGAACCUGUCGUGCUGUUAUGUUUCUCCUUGUACUUGAAAUAUGUUUCCUUCAAGCACAGAUCCAGCAAAGAGCACACCUGGUGUGGGCUAAGUUUCAUUUUGAUCUUUCCUGAUUAGCUCUCCUCUGCACUGCUGAUUUCAUCAGCACAACUGAACUGAACAAAGUCAUGUCAUGUCUGACUACAUCAGGUAUGUUUAUACUUGUUUAAAAAGCCUGCCAUCAAAUGAGGAGCUCAGCAUGAUGGAUUGUUCAAAUGGGCAUAAUGGUUCACACUUUAAGACAUUUAGAAUCUUAGAGCUUCAGAGAAGAGUUCAAAUACUGCAUACUUUCUCACCUCUAUAUACAUGGCCACCUGUUGAGUAGCUAUACCUGUUAAAUUGUCGUUUCAGAGUUGACACUGUCUCAUGUGACAUCACUUCACUUCCUCUUUCAUCACCACAUUCUCAGAAAGUUAGAAAUAUUGUUGAGGUGAACACCAGCAGUUAGGCCCAAUCCAAAUGACCCAAAUACAAUUAGACCCAACAAACAGGCCCUAAAAGAGUGAAUAAUAAUAAUAAUAAUAACGAUGUCUCAAGAAUUAAUUCCAAAAAUAACUGGUUAAAAAUAAAUAACUUGUUAGAAAUAUAAAUUUCACUUCCUUCAACAGUUGUAAAACUCUUGAGCAACAAGGGUGAUAGACUGAAAUAAUUAUUUGCUAACACUGAAUUUUUUGACAUAGGCCACUGAUUUCUGAAAAUAUUUUUUCUCACUGGUUAUUUCAUACUUGUAGAUUUAAAGUAAUAUAUACCUGUGACUUGUGGUAGUAAAACAAACCGCACCCAAUCUGAUUAGUCUAAAUUCUAUUUGUAUAAUUUGGCCACAGUCAGAUAUAAGUGGGUGACAUACAAAGAACUUGUUUGACAAAUAACUUAUGCAGUGAAGCCCUUCCUCAGUUUGUGAAGUUCUCUGUCUGACAGGUUUGUUUGCCAUGUGCUCUUGUUAACCAGGUGCAUCUGACUGUGGCUGUCCCACUUAUAUCUGUAUCUCUAUUUCUCUAUGUCUGUAGUGUUCUUGGCUUAGGAAAGCCAAAAUGCUAAUUUGUCUAUAUUUGCUCUUGGCUUGUGGACUAAGCUGUGCAUGUUUAAUGAAGUCUGGCCACCUCUGUGGUGUUGUCGACGGAAGUUGGCGGCAACCUUUAAUGCAGUUGUUGGUCUUUUACCUCUAGGACAUAGAUAAUGCAAUUAAAUCGUCUCAUGUGUAUUGUGCAGUUGUCCUUUGGUCCUCUGCAAAAAUGUCUUGAAGAGUUAAUGUGAUGAGAAAGGCAGAUUUAGGUGCUUAUUGUUUUCCGGUCUACAUGGGUUUGUGUUUCCACUAUAUGUGCAUACCAGAUCUGAGAUGUAUUUUAUAAGAUGCUAAAUGUGCAUAGUGUUGGUAAGUAACCCAUUUGAUUAUCAUACUAAAGAUAUUUAGUUUAGGUUUUUGCAGCUGUUUCAGGCUAUGACAUUUGAAUGACUUACAAGCAAAGGUCUUGAAAGUGUGCUGUCAGUUUCUGGCUUUACCAGGAUAAAGUAAGAAAGAAUCAGCAGUUUUUUCACCUUGUCUCUUGGGGCUUUUCUAUGUAUCUGUUUUGACACAGAAAUCCUCUUGUCAGUUGGAAGCCACUUAAUUCCAUCCACAGACUGCCUGAUGCAACAAAAUAUAAAUUUGGCCCUGGCUCACAUUGUUAUUAUUUUGUGCUCAGAUGCAUAGUGAGUGGCUGGUUUACCCAGUCUACGAUACCCUUGACAAAUGUCUGCACUGCUUUUCCUCUGAAGUGGGAGGGGAGUAGUAGUGUGUGCAUGUGUGAUCAGCAUGCAGGCUGUGUCAGGGCAAAGUUAGCCUCACACCACUCAGUCGACUAUGCCUUCACACUUUGAUGUUGCCUGACACACUUUGAUGUUGCCUGGCUCACUGAUGUAUCUGUCCCCUAACAAAUUGUAGCCCAACAUCAUUAAACUUGUCAGUGGUUCAUGUUUCCAUUCUGUACUUUCUCUAUCUGUGUUGCACCAACAGUUGUUACCCAUGUAUGUAAAAAGCUCAUCAUUGCCAGCCUGCUCUGAGAUUGAAGUUGUUCACCAUAAUAAAGUAUGACUUGAGAUGUG
Messenger RNA from Lates calcarifer (barramundi perch), 4520 nucleotides. Its product is annotated as IQ motif and SEC7 domain-containing protein 2. The record is from RefSeq and is a predicted model, not a curated record. Bases 350 to 742 code for a protein of 130 amino acids. The transcript has 2 exons. NCBI's taxonomy places the organism in Eukaryota, Metazoa, Chordata, Actinopteri, Centropomidae.